UCCAUUUUGUCUGAAGCAGUCCCCGAUACCUGUCAAAGAGUCCCGGGGAGAAGGUUGAGAGUGCUUUUCCCCGCCUCGCAGCCCGUGGUGGGAGCCUCCAGUGGUGCUCACAGCGCACACGUGGGAUUGAAGCUCGGACUCGCCACCAGACCCGCCCAGGACCGGAACAGGGACCGCCAUUCCUGCAGCGGCUUCUGCUCCCGCCCGGCUCCGACUACGGAGUGCAAUGCAGGCGCCGGUGCUGAGGAGACGGGCUGAGGUUGGAGUCUCCUUUGAGGACAUUGCCCUGUACUUCUCCAGGGAGGAAUGGAGCCUCCUUGAUGAGGGUCAGAGACAGCUGUACCUGAAUGUGAUGCGGGAGAACUUUGAACUUAUAUCCUCGCAGGUCUUGGGAAACAUUUUCCACUUGACUGAGCUGCAGGGAAUACAACGCAGACAGAUACUGUUGAGGUGCGGGGCGUGUGCACAAGGAUUUUAUUUCAGUACAAAAUUUCACCUGCAGCAUGUGAGAGAGCAGACUUUCAUUAAAGGUGUGGACAGGAUCUCACUUGCAAACAGCUGCAAUUUCCAGGUAUCUCAAAAUCAUGUCACCUGUGGGGAGGUGGUGCAGGGUGUCCUUACCGAGUCAGGACAUCUCCACCUAAAGGCUACUCAGACCAGUGAUAGGCCAGAAGAUAUUUUGAAAUGUGGGGUGAACUUUCAAAGUGGAGAAGAAUAUAACAAGGUCAUUGGCUGCAAUCACACGUUUAUUCAGGACAACUGUGUCCAUGCUGGAAGUCAGUGUUUUCCAUGCUAUGAAUGUGGAAAUCACCUUACCCAAUUUUCUAGCUUUUAUGAACAUGGAGAAAAGCCUUACAAAUGCAGUGAAUGUUGGAAAUCUUUUACGACGAUGCAUAGCCUUCAUUGUCAUCAGAGAUUUCACACUGGAGAAAGGCCUUAUGAGUGCAGUGAGUGUGGAAAUUCUUUUACCAGUAGCACUGCCCUUCGUCGUCACCAGAGACUUCACACUGGAGGAAAGCCUUACAAAUGCAGUGAAUGUUGGAAAUCUUUUAAGAGAAUUGAAAGCCUUCACUGUCACCAGAGAUUUCACACUGGAGAAAGUCCUUUUGAGUGCAGUGAAUGUGGGAAAUCUUUUACUAGGAGCAAUGCCCUUUGUCGUCAUCAGAGAGGUCACAGUGGGGAAAAACCUCAUAAAUGCAGUGAAUGUGGGAAAUCUUUUGCCACUAGCAGUGAGCUACAUCGUCAUCAGAGAGUUCACACAGGAGAAAAGCCUUAUAAAUGCAGUGAAUGUGGGAAAUCUUUUACAAGAAUUGAUAGCCUUCAUUGUCACCAGAGAUUUCACACCAGAGAAAGUCCUUAUGAGUGCAGUGAAUGCGGGAAAUUUUUUAUCAAGAGCAGUGGCCUCCAUUAUCAAAGUUUUCACACUGAAGAAAAGCCUUAUACAUGCAGUGAAUGUGGGAAAUCUUUUACCAGGAGCAGUGAUUUUCAUCUUCAUCAGAGAGUUCACACUGGAGAAAGGCCUUAUGAGUGCAGUAAAUGUGAGAAAUCUUUUACCACUAGCAGAUACCUUCUUUGUCAUCAAAGAGUUCACACAGGAGAAAAGCCUUAUAAAUGCAAUGAAUGUGAGAAAUCUCUUACCAGGAGCGAUCAUCUCCUAUAUCAUCAGAGAUUUCACAGUGGAGCAAGCCAUUAUGAGUGCAAGUAAUGUGAGAUAUCAGCAAUUUUUAAAAAUUAUCUCUGCAUAAAAGAGUCAAAUUAUGCGAAAUUUCUUAGAUGUGUGGAAAAUGUUCCUUAGUUCAGUCUUAGCAAUAGUAUUAGAAAAUUUGUGAAGUCUCAUCAAUCUGAAUUGUAGCUCGUACAUUUAAUCACCUGCAUUAUGUAAAGUCCUCUCAAGUGACUUUGUUGUUGUGUUUUGUUUGUUUUUAUGUUGGUAUCAUAUGAUAUGUAUCUAUGUUACACUUUCUAACAUACAGAGACAUGUAGCCAGAUCUAUGUCACUGCAUAUUUCUGUUGCUGAAGGUAUUUCACCUGAACCACCUAUAAGGUCCCUACAGAUGGCAUCAGUCACCAUCCUGCUGUGCCCAGGGAUGCU
This is a messenger RNA of Myotis davidii, 2092 nucleotides long. RefSeq names its product zinc finger protein 501. Gene Ontology annotation, biological process: regulation of DNA-templated transcription. The record is from RefSeq and is a predicted model, not a curated record. Lineage: Eukaryota; Metazoa; Chordata; Mammalia; Chiroptera; Vespertilionidae. The transcript has 3 exons. Bases 227 to 1705 code for a protein of 492 amino acids.